GGGGGACAAGAGCCGCGGACAGAACGGGGCAGCAACGAGAAAGAACCGGCCGGCGAGCAGAGGGAUCGACGAGUACCCGGCGUACGUUUGUGUGGUGCGCGGCUCCUCUUCGAGAGACGAUAAGUCUGUCCAGUGUCGCCCGAGAAGUUGUAUACCUUCGUUCGUUCGGCCCGCCCGCUCGCCCGCUCGCCCGCUCGCUUGCACGCACGUCACGAGGAAGCGUACUUGUAUUCCGAACCCGAGUACCGGUCGAGGCCCGCUGCGUGGAAAAAGUAUAAGUCGGCAUGACGAUGGCAACGGAGACGGAGAACACCGGCCCGGAGAGCAAGGAGAUUAAGGACGUGAAGGAGAUGAAGGAGGCGUUGAAGGACGAAACGCCGCCGGACAACAAGCAGGAGGAGAAAGACGCCGCGAAGAAGGAAGAAAGUGGGAAAAAGGAAGAGACCGGGGACGCCGCGGCCACCGCGGCAUCGCCGGCGCCCACCAAGGCUAUCAGCGUGCACAAAACCAACUUCGAGAAGGACAUUGUUUAUCUGUAUCAGUUCCCCCGGACGCCGGUCCUGCCCUCCCUCUCGCCGUACUGUCUCAAGGUGGAGACGUGGUUGCGGCUCAACGGCAUCAAAUACGAGAAUGUGGACCACAAGGUGAAGUUCCGUUCUAAGAAGGGAGGGCUGCCGUUCAUCGAGCUGAACGGCGAGGAGAUCGCGGACAGCACCAUCAUCCUCCGCGAGUUGAGUCAAAAGUUCGGCAAGGAUCUCGACGCCGCGCUCACGGCCGAGCAGCGCAGCGUCUCCCACGCGAUGAUAUCGAUGAUCGAGAACCACCUAGUCUGGGUGGUGAUGUGCUGGCGCACCAAGAAUCUCGAUCAGGUGUUGAAGGGCUUCAAGGUGAACCUUCAACACGUUCUCGGCACUCGUAUCCCCAACGGCAUCCUGAAUUUCUUCUUCAAGCUGACGAUCGGCCGCAAGUGGGAUUUGUUUCAGAGCGCGAAAAAGGUGAAGGCUCAGGGUAUGGGCGUUUAUACCCCCGAAGAAGUGUCCCAAUUCGGCUGCGACGAUCUCAAGGUCCUCUCCGACAUGCUGGCUGACAAACCGUUCUUCUUUGGGGAUGAACCGACUACGUUGGACGUAGUAGCGUUCGCGCACCUCGCCCAGAUCCUCUACAUUGACAAGGACACGCCGUACAGUCUGCGGGACUAUAUGCAAGACAACUGCCCGAACCUGGUCGGACACUGUUCGCGUAUGAAGGAACGAUGCUUCCCGGAUUGGGACGAGAUGUGCUCCACCCUGGACAUGAACACGCACCUCCCCAAGCCUGAGAAGCAGGAGGAGAAGGAGGGCAAGGAGGAGGAGAAGGAGUCGAAAGAGUCGAAGGAGGAGAAGGAGGGCGACAAGGAGAAAGCGGACAAAGAGGAGAAGGAGAUGGAGAAGGACAAGGAGGUUGACGAGAACAAAGAAAAAGAGAAGGAAGGGAAAUAAGCUGUCGCAGUAGAAACCGGCGAGAAGCAACAAUAUAUGUCGUUCGAAUGAGGAAAGAUUCAACCGUGAAAAAAUAAUAGAGAGUGUGAUCUGAAUACGUGAAAAGGGGGGAGAAGGGAGUAACGCGGAGAGGGUGGGCAAGUAUGUAUGUAUGUCUGCUGCGUGUGCAUGUACGUC
Messenger RNA from Nomia melanderi (Alkali bee), 1655 nucleotides. RefSeq names its product failed axon connections (gene fax). The record is from RefSeq and is a predicted model, not a curated record. Lineage: Eukaryota; Metazoa; Arthropoda; Insecta; Hymenoptera; Halictidae. Gene Ontology annotation, cellular component: cytoplasm.